This is a messenger RNA of Linum tenue, 1602 nucleotides long. The record is from the annotation of a GenBank genome assembly. NCBI's taxonomy places the organism in Eukaryota, Viridiplantae, Streptophyta, Magnoliopsida, Malpighiales, Linaceae.
AUGGAGGGAAGAUCAUCCUCCGGUAGCAUCGACAUGAACGAGGAGAGGCUGACGGCGGAGAUGGCGUUCAAAGACUCCACCUCCGCCGUCAUCAAAAUCCGCCAACGCCUGCCCGACUUCCUCCAGUCCGUCAAGCUCAAGUACGUCAAGCUCGGCUACGGCGGCUACUCCCGCAGCCCGGCCUCCUUCCUCCUCAUCGUCCCGCUCUUCCUCGCCACGCUCCACCAGUUCACCGGCCUCGAACUCCACCGCCUCCACCAGGUCUGGUCCACCCGCUCCCUCCAGCUCCAGGACGUCGACGAGGCCACCACCCUGGCGGGCUCAGCCGUCCUCCUCUUCCUCAUGGGCCUCUACUGGGCCAAACGCUCCAGGCCCAUCUACCUCCUCGACUUCGCCUGCUACAAGCCCCACGACGACAGGAAGAUCUCCAACGACUCCUUCCUCCAGAUGUCCCAGGAGAGCGGCAGCUUCCAGGACGAGACUCUCAACUUCCAGACCCGCAUCGCCCAGCGCUCCGGCCUCGGCGACGAGACGUACCUCCCACGUGGCAUCACCUCCCGCCCUCCCAACCUCUGCAUGGCCGAGGCUCGGAAGGAAGCCGAGGACGUCAUGUUCGGCGCCCUGGACGCCCUCUUCGACAAGACCGGCGUCAGCCCCAAGGACGUAGGCAUCCUUAUCGUGAACUGCAGCCUAUUCAAUCCCACCCCUUCCCUCUCGGCCAUGAUCGUCAACCACUACAAGCUCCGCACCGACAUCAAGAGCUACAACCUGGGCGGGAUGGGCUGCAGCGCUGGGCUCAUAUCCAUCGCACUGGCCCAAGACCUUCUCAAGGCCAACCCCAACACGUACGCCGUCGUUUUGAGCACCGAGAACAUCACCCUCAACUGGUACUUCGGGAACGACCGCUCCAUGUUGCUGUGUAACUGCAUCUUCCGCAUGGGCGGGGCGGCCGUCCUGCUGUCCAACAGGCCUCGUGACAGGUCACGCGCCAAGUACCAGCUGGUGCGCACCGUGCGGACACACAAGGGCGCGGACGACAGGAACUACAACUGCGUGUACCAGAAGGAGGACGAGACCGGGACGGUCGGGGUGUCGUUGGCGCGUGAGCUGAUGGCGGUGGCGGGGGACGCGCUGAAGACCAACAUCACGACGCUGGGACCGUUGGUCCUGCCGCUGAGCGAGCAGCUGAUGUUCUUCCUCACGCUCGUCAGGCGGAAGGUGCUCCACGCGCGGGUGAAGCCGUACAUCCCGGACUUCAAGCUGGCGUUCGAGCACUUCUGCAUCCACGCCGGGGGGAGGGCGGUGCUGGACGAGGUGCAGAAGAACCUGCAGCUCAGCGAGUGGCACAUGGAGCCGUCCAGGAUGACGUUGCAUCGGUUCGGGAACACGUCCAGCAGCUCGCUGUGGUACGAGCUGGCGUACAGCGAGGCCAAAGGUAGGGUGGCGGUCGGGGACCGGGUGUGGCAGAUUGCUUUCGGGUCCGGGUUCAAGUGUAACAGCGCGGUGUGGAAGGCGUUGAGGCCGAUCGCGGUGACGGAGAUGAAAGGGAACCCAUGGGCCGGGUCGGUGGAUCGGUACCCGGUCAAAGUUCCCGCCGGGUGA